Molecule: messenger RNA, 3104 nt
Organism: Carassius gibelio (silver crucian carp)
Lineage: Eukaryota; Metazoa; Chordata; Actinopteri; Cypriniformes; Cyprinidae
Product: double C2-like domain-containing protein beta
Exons: 11
Coding region: 165-1445 (426 amino acids)
Cellular component (GO): membrane
Source: RefSeq, a predicted model, not a curated record
GGGAGGGAGGGAGACUGUGAGAGAGGGAUAGAGAACGAGGGAGGAUAUAUUGAUACAAAACGACGGUGGUUUCUCUUCAGUGUGUGUGAGAGAGACCAUGAGUGAAGACAAGAUGGAGUGCUGGAACAGAUGAAGACUGUCAUUGGUUCUUUCCAGUGGUCCCGAUGAGCGUUUCCAAACCACCUCCACCCCAUUCCCAUUUCCCCCCCAGCAACCCGUCCUCCCAUCUCUCUCUGCCUUCUUCCUCCCCCUCUCCCUCCACCCCUCCCUCGGCCGCGGGUCCCCCCAGCCCCGCUGUGCCUCCUCCUCCCUCCCCAGUCAAGAUCUCUAUGCAGGAACACUUUGCCAUCAAUGUGUGCCCCGGCCCCAUCCUUCCCAUCCCACAGAUCUCCGACUUCUUCCCUCGUUUCCACGACUUCCCCAUCACCCCCCCUCCACCCCGGGAAAAACAAGUUCUAAAGGACAAAGACAAGGACAGAGACGGGAACGGAGAGAAAGACCGCAAGAGGGAGAGAGAGCAAGAGGAGAACGGGGAGUUUGCCGACUCGGAUGACGAGGACACCUACCUGGGAACCCUGGAGUUCAGCCUGCUAUUUGACCAAGAAAAUAACUGCUUGCACUGCACAAUCAACAAGGCCAAGGGACUAAAGGCCAUGGACUCCAAUGGACUGGCGGAUCCAUAUGUGAAACUCCACCUCCUGCCUGGAGCAAGCAAGGCAAAUAAAUUGCGCACUAAGACUUUAAAGAACACGCUGAAUCCAGUGUGGAAUGAAACUCUCAUCUAUCAUGGCAUCACGGCUGCUGACAUGACCACCAAAACCCUCAGGAUGUGUGUGUGUGAUAUGGAUCGUUUAGGACGGAAUGAGUUCAUUGGGGAAGUCAGGGUGGCCCUCAAGAAACUCAAGGAGGGAGAGAGCAAGAAAUACAACAUGGGCCUCGAGAGAAUUGCACAGACCCGGGAGGGUAACAGCCAGGCAGUGGAUCCUGGGGCUUCUGUUGCAGAAGAGGAGCGUGGCCGUAUCCUGGUCUCUCUGAUGUACGUCACAGAGAAAAGUUCUCUGAUUGUGGGAAUUAUUCGCUGUGCUCACCUGGCCGCCAUGGAUUCGAAUGGCUACUCAGACCCUUUUGUCAAAAUUGUUUUGCGGCCUGAUAUGGGGAAAAAGUCCAAGUACAAAACCUCAGUGAAGAAGAAGACUCUAAACCCGGAGUUUAACGAGGAGUUUUCCUAUGAAGUCCCACUUGAUCAGCUAGCCAAAAAGACCCUGGAGAUCUCAGUCUGGGACUACGACCUAGGCAUGAGCAAUGACUUCAUAGGUGGUGUUGAAUUGGGGAUUAACGCAAAAGGAGAGAGACUGAAACACUGGUUUGAGUGUCUAAAAAACAAAGGAAAGAAAGUGGAGUACUGGCACACUCUAACACAGCAAGGAGCCCCUAGCAGUGACUAACACAGACAAGCACACACAUCUUCAUCCUCUGAAAAGUAAUAAUGAUAAAGAAAUGCAAUAAUGCUCAGUCUGAGCAUGAUGACGAUGACGGCGACAUUCAAUAUUAAUGCGUGAGAAAAAGCAUCAUAAUCUAUUGUACAGCUUCAGAUUCUUUUGUGAUGAGAAAGAAGCAAGUGUGUGAUCACAAGCCCAGAUUGUGACGCACAAACAAUCGACCCUUUUUUCUGGUCUACACGUCACUAAUGUGAAAUCGUACUGUGUUGUGACUAUGCCACAGGAGCUCAUGCCAUAUUAUAGUGUUAUUGUUUAAUACAUGUGAAACGUGCAAUAGCAUCCUGGUGUUUGUUACAGUUGGUGGUGCUUUAAUUUUGCACACUAUCAAAGCACAACACAUCCAGCUGACUGUAAAUGUGUAUGUGUACCUAUGUAUUUAUCUUUUGUGAUUUGUAACGGAUGAAAGUUUACAGUCUCUUCCAGCCCGACAAAAAUAUGAUGCACAGGAAAAGCACAAGGGAUGGUGGGUGAAGGAACUCUAAAUCAAUGAAAGGAGCUGUCUAUGGAUUUAAACGUUCACUCAAGAACUGCCACCGCCUGUCACUUCGAGAAGAACCAAAUGACAGUCACCUCAACACAAAUGUGUGUGUGAAUGCCCCUGUCUGUGUUUUGUCUUUGUACGUGUCUCUGUUGAAUGUUUGUACAGUCUCCUACACAAAAAAACAAGCGCUGAUGCACAUUGACAGUAUUUUUCGCUCUCUCUCUAUGGCGCCCUCUACUGGUUUAGAGGCCUUACUGCCAGGACAGUGCCAGUAUGGAGGGUGAAUCGCCUCUGGCAGGCCUCAUGCACGACUGCACGCCCCAUUAGGGGUUAAAUUAGCAAUCAAACCAAGCCUUUGAAGGACAAACUAACCUGUCAAGUAUGUCUUUGUUUCAGAACAGAAAAUCUUGCUCUGUUCGCUUUGUUACAUUUGUUUUGUUAUCCUGACAUAAGAUCUGUGAAACGAUACAGAUUUCUUGCCAUGCGUGGGAAUUUCGGCUGUAAUUGUAUCUGUGUGACUGCAUUUAUUAGCUGUUUAUUAGAUUCCAUAAAUCAGCUACCUGAAUCUACUUUUCUGAAUCUGGUCUUGAUCGAAGACAUUUUAUGCAUUUAAUUGCACAAAAAAAUAUUGUUUAUCCUGUCCUUUCAUGACCCCAGUGGCCAUUCCUGACUUGGAGUUGUUGUUUUUUUCAUAUAUAGUUUCUUACAUUUGAGUUAUCAAAUGAAUUGCCUAAGCGGUGUAUAAUUAUCAAAUGUUAUUCUAAGCAGCUGCAUGCCAAGUGAAUGUCAUAUGCUUUGAUGGACCACCGAUCUGCAGUGCUUAUGUUUGUCCUAAUAUCCAUCAGUGGGCCCAUCUAAGGGUAUUUAUUUUUGCUCAGUGAAUUGGGACAAUCCAGGCUACCUUUGAUGAAACAGCAUGGCAUUUAGAUAAUGGACUGGCGUCACCUGCCAGCCAAGAUGGGACUCCAGGGGGAGCGUUAAUGAAGGAGGGGUCAAACUGAAGGAGGAUUAUUCAAGUCUCUCUCACGUGUCCUCGUUGACUGUCCGUGUGGAACAUGUUAUGUGACUGCCAUCGUGUGUCGGUCUCUGUAACUGCUUGUCCGAAAUAAAUUGGUGAAACAGUG